Messenger RNA from Micropterus dolomieu (smallmouth bass), 5784 nucleotides. It is a transcript of the gene adcy2a, whose product is annotated as adenylate cyclase 2a. Gene Ontology annotation, biological process: adenylate cyclase-activating G protein-coupled receptor signaling pathway; adenylate cyclase-inhibiting G protein-coupled receptor signaling pathway; cAMP biosynthetic process. The transcript is spliced from 26 exons. The record is from RefSeq and is a predicted model, not a curated record. Gene Ontology annotation, cellular component: plasma membrane. Lineage: Eukaryota; Metazoa; Chordata; Actinopteri; Centrarchiformes; Centrarchidae. Bases 940 to 4560 code for a protein of 1206 amino acids. Gene Ontology annotation, molecular function: adenylate cyclase activity.
CUGUUUUUGUUUUGCACUGUGUACUUGUGUGCUAGUUUGCUACCACCACUUUUGUGUUUAUCACUUACCUUAGUUAUCUUUUAAAAAGGACCCUUGUUGCUCGCUUCCCUUUUGGGAGUUGAUUUCUGUUGAGUGUUAAGAGACACUUUCUUUGUUAAUUAUUGUAAAUAAUUUACCCUUUUCUUUGCAAGCUUACUGUUUCGUCGUUUUCUUCUGCCCUGGAACAAUUAAUUGUACUAACCUCCUAGCCCCUGGGCUUCCAUCUGAGGUUCGUAACAAUCUUGGAUGGGGCGGGAUAUUAAAACAAUGUGCUACAGCUAACUUUGAAAAUACUGAAGUAACUGUUAUACAUAAGUAGUUUUAUGGACAUUUAGUACUUAGAAUGAACAAAUUAGACUAGUAUAGUGUACAGUGCUUGUGCACUGACUCAUAACAGUUCAAAAUAACACUAGCAGCAGGACAGAGGGUCAGUGACCUUCUACGGGGAGAGCAGUGAUUGGUGGUUAUGUAGGGACUGAACCCUUCUAUAGAAUUUGACUUCUAACCCCGUGUUUUGUUACCUCUGAAUAGUACUGUACCCUUCUAUGGGUUUGACCUUUUACUUUGCAGACUUACACCCUUUUCUGUUACUUAACAGAUACCUAAAACAUGUCCUAUAUAAGCUAUGUUUGAUGUACAGAGAGACAGUGGCCAUCGGGCUGGGUCACUCUCCAAGCUGCUGCAGAGCUUGUAAUUGAUGCUGAACUCUUCUUAACUGACCUCUACUGACUUCUCCCUGCUACUGCUUAUUUUCUUCUCUUCCUCCCCUCCCCCUUAGCCCUCUCUCCCUCCCUUUUCCCUUUACUUCCCUCCCACUUUUCUCUCUCACUGUAAAGAGCAGUCACUCUCUGCACUCCCCUUCAUUUCCCGCUCCAACAUGUUGGCAGGAGGAGAAAGAGGAUGCUGCGCUCUACUCUCGGUGCGUUCUUGCCACCUCUCCGGUCAGCACAUGCUGCCUCUGACUCAGCCUCAGCUUUCAGUUGUCUCCGCCUGAAGGACUUCAGAGAGGAGGUGGAGGAGGAACCAAAGGAUACGCUGGAGAUCAGGAGCUUUCACACCAGGGUCCCCAACAGGAACAACAACCGCAGGAGACAGGAACAGAGCAACUGCUCCUCAUCUGUGGUGGAAACUAAUAAUACCUCAGCAGUGACCACAUCCUCUGCCUCCUCUACUUUCCCUUCCUCCUCUUCCUCCUUCUCGGCUCCAAGAUCCAUGUGGCAAGAGGCAAUAAGGAGGAAGCGGUAUCUCCUGGACCGGACAGGGGAGUCUGGUGAAGGGGAUAAAGGAGGAGGUCAGGAGAAGAGGAACAGGUCCCCAGAUUGGCUGUAUGAGUCCUACUACUGUAUGAGCCAGCAGCAUCCUCUGAUUGUGUUUCUGCUACUCAUAGUGAUGGGAGCCUGCCUGGCUCUGCUGACUGUGUUCUUUGCUUCAGGACUGAACAUUGAGGACCAUGUGGCCUUUGUAAUCACUGUGCCCACAGCACUGGCUAUCUUCCUGGCUGUGUUUGUACUCGUCUGCAUUGAGUCCAUCUUCAAGAAGCUUCUCCGUGUUUUCUCCCUGGUCAUCUGGGCCUGCCUGGUUGCCAUGGGUUACCUUUUUAUGUUUUCUGGCGGGAUAAUUUGUCCGUGGGAUCAGGUGUCAUUCUUCCUGUUCAUUGUCUUUGUGGUUUACACCAUGCUGCCGUUCUCUAUGCGGGACGCCAUCAUCGCCAGUGUCCUGACCUCCGCCUCUCACACCAUUGUGUUGAGUGUCUGCCUGUCCACCACAGCUGAUCACAUGGAACCAGUAGUGUGGCAGAUUUUGGCCAAUGUUAUCAUUUUCAUGUGUGGCAACAUGGCGGGGGCGUAUCACAAGCAUCUGAUGGAGUUGGCACUUAAACAGACUUAUCAGGACACCUGCAACUGCAUCAAGUCACCAAUUAAACUGGAGUUUGAGAAGAGACAACAGGAGCGUCUCCUGUUGUCUCUGCUGCCAGCUCACAUUGCCCGGGUGAUGAAAGCUGAGAUCAUACAGAGACUGAAGGGCCCAAACUUUGGCCAGAUGGAGAACACAAACAAUUUUCACAAUCUCUAUGUCCAGAGACACACUAAUGUCAGUAUACUGUAUGCUGAUAUAGUGGGAUUCACACGGCUGGCCAGUGACUGCUCACCUGGAGAGCUGGUGCACAUGCUGAAUGAGCUGUUUGGCAAAUUUGAUCAAAUUGCGAAGGAAAAUGAAUGUAUGCGGAUCAAAAUCCUCGGGGACUGUUACUACUGUGUGUCUGGUCUGCCGGAGUCUCUGUCGAACCAUGCUAAGAACUGUGUGAAAAUGGGUCUGGACAUGUGUGAGGCCAUCAAGAAAGUGCGAGAUGCCACAGGGGUUGACAUCAACAUGCGUGUUGGCGUGCAUUCUGGAAAUGUCCUGUGUGGUGUGAUUGGACUCCAGAAAUGGCAGUAUGAUGUUUGGUCACACGAUGUCACGCUGGCCAAUCAUAUGGAGGCAGGAGGUGUACCAGGGCGAGUCCACAUCACCUCAGUGACACUGGAGCACCUAAAUGGUUCUUAUAAGGUGGAAGAUGGGGAUGGACAAGAAAGGGAUCCCUACCUUAAGGAACAUGGAGUCAUCACUUAUCUGGUCAUCAACCCAAAGGUGGAGCGUCGGAGCCCACAGCAUCAUUACCGUUCCAGACACACUAUGGACGGAGCAAAAAUGAGAGCCUCAGUCAGAAUGACCCGCUACCUGGAGUCCUGGGGAGCAGCCAAGCCCUUUGCCAACCUGCACCACAGAGACAGCAUGACUAAUGAGAAUGGGAAGAUCAACACUGCUGAUGUGCCUAUGGGGCAGUAUCACUUCCAGAGGAGAUCAGAAAGGACAAAGUCUCAGAAGAAACGUUUUGAGGAGGAACUUACCGAGAGGAUGAUCAGGACCUUUGAUGGGAUAAAUUCACAAAAACAGUGGCUCAAGUCCGAGGACAUCCAAAGAAUAUCGUUAUUCUUCCACAACAAAUCCUUGGAGAAGGAGUACAGAGCAACAACCUUGCCGGCCUUCAAAUACUAUGUCACCUGCGCCUGUUUGAUCUUUUUCUGCAUUUUUAUCGUGCAGAUUCUCGUCCUUCCAAAGACAACUGUCCUGGGAAUAUCCUUUGGAAUGGCUUUUCUUAUCCUUUCCUUGAUCCUCUUCAUAUGUUUCAUCGGACACUUUCUGCACUGCAGUAAAAGUGCCUCCACUUCUUGGAUGUGGCUGCUGAGGUCAUCAGUCAUUAUUGCCAACAAGCCAUGGCCCCGCAUCACUCUCACCAUGACAACCACAGCUCUAAUACUCAUAAUGGCAGUCUUCAACAUGUUCUUUUUGGAAGACAAUUUGUUGCCUCCCGUUCCUGUUUACAAUUCAUCCAACGAAACACUGUUUUACCCUAAUGGACAACUAAUCACCUUCACAGACAAAAACAAUUUCUACCUUCCUUAUUUAAUUUACAGUUGCAUACUGGGCCUCAUCUCUUGCUCGGUAUUCCUGAGGAUAAACUACGAGCUGAAGAUGAUCAUCAUGUUGACAGCUGUGGUGGUUUACAACAUCAUUAUUCUACAAACGCAUGCCUCUCUUCUGGACGAAUAUAGUAGAUUUCUGUACAAGACUGAAAGCCUGGACAGGCCUGGCGUCCUCAAAGACCUGAAGACUAUGGGCUCUAUCUCCCUCUUUAUCUUCUUCAUCACUCUGCUUGUGCUUGCCAGACAGAAUGAAUAUUACUGUAGGUUAGACUUUCUGUGGAAGAACAAGUUCAAGAAGGAGUGCGAGGAGAUUGAAACGAUGGAGAACCUCAACCGGGUUUUGUUGGAGAAUGUCCUGCCGGCGCACGUUGCAGAACAUUUCCUGGCGCGCAACUGGAAGAAUGAGGAUCUGUAUCACCAGUCCUAUGACCUGGUGUGUGUCAUGUUCGCCUCCAUCCCAGACUUUAAAGAGUUCUACACCGAAUCUGACGUCAACAAAGAAGGAUUAGAGUGCCUCAGGCUCCUCAACGAGAUCAUUGCUGAUUUUGAUGAGCUGCUGUCCAAGCCUAAAUUCAGCGGUGUGGAAAAGAUCAAGACCAUUGGCAGCACUUACAUGGCUGCCACUGGACUGAAUGCAUCACCUGGGCCUGAGUACACAUCACAGGAGCAUGACAGGCAGUACAUGCACAUAGGGACCAUGUUAGAGUUUGCAUUUGCCUUGGUGGGGAAGCUGGAUGUUAUCAACAAACACUCCUUCAAUGACUUCAAACUCAGAGUUGGUAUCAACCAUGGUCCAGUGAUUGCUGGAGUCAUUGGAGCCCAAAAACCACAAUAUGAUAUCUGGGGGAACACAGUGAAUGUAGCCAGCCGAAUGGACAGCACUGGAGUCCUAGGAAAAAUACAGGUGACGGAGGAGACGAGUCGCAUCCUUCUGACCCUGGGCUACAUGUGCUCUUGUAGAGGCAUCAUCAACGUCAAGGGCAAAGGAGAGCUCAAGACUUACUUUGUUCACACAGAGAUGACCCGCUCACUGUCCCAAGGGAAUGUAAUGCCGUAAGAUUGGCUCAGAUAAUGCUGGACUUUAGACAGGCACAAAGAACAGAUGUCCUCAAUGCUGUUGUAACCGAAACAAAGUGUGAGGCACGAAGGAAUCAGAUCUGCGCUGUGAGGUAGAUAAAAAUCUGAUUUUAAUGUUGCAUUGCAAGUUACCUAUGCCACAGCUGUAAUAUACAUUUUGUCACUUAUGUAACUGUAAGUGUAGCAUGUACAGCAAGUAGGCAAUAACCCCAGAAAUAUAAUGUCAUAAGAAUGUUGGAUUUAGAAAAGCCACAGUGGAGAAUCUGAAAUGGUCUAAAUUAAUAUUCUGACUCAGUUCUUGGAGGCCCUUAGCAGUCUCUUUGCCGUAAAAUACUCUUUUACAGCCAGGUACACCGAAAACAGAAUCUAUGUUCUGUUCAUGUGACAGUACAUUUUGGAUUUCAAACGAUGUACUGUACAGUGAAAAGAAGGGAAACCAAGAGUGGAAACAAAAACAUCAAGGCCUCUUGAGAGUGAACAAUGGUAAUUUAUUAAAGACAUGCUGGUGUUAUGGAUAUAAGGAAGUUUGCGUGUCCCCGACUUAAAUAAAAGUGAUACAAAAGGCAUCAGAAGGAACAUCUGAUAUCAGAAUGAAAUCUAAGGACAGAUGUUACUAAGGAAAAGUGCAUGACCACUGUUGCAAAGGAGAAGCUGGUCCUGUGUAAAAACAGGCAGCCAACAAGGAGACAUACAUACGUGUAUAUAACUCUUCAACCUUGCAGAAGCAAGAAGUCUUGGAUGUAUUUUACAGAUGGCCCAUACAAGGAAAAAGCAUAAAAAAAUAAUCUAUGAAUAUAUUGUGAUAUUCAUGCAGGGCCAAGUUUCACCACAGCUGUCUUUGCACUUAAAUUAUCUUGUCUUCAUUGACUGUUUACACAAAAAUAACAAUAUUAGUCUUUAUGCCAUAGGUCAGAUUUGUCGAUGCCUGCUGAAAAUGGAAAAUCAGGUGUCGGUUGCUGUUCAGACAAGGUUGAAAGGAUCAGAGCCGUUAGUCAAACUACUGGAUAACAAAGGGAUAAAGAUGAUUUUAGUGUCAAGAUUAUAAUUUGGGAAACCCAAGCCUGAUCUGUGUACAGGGUAGCUUAAGAGUGCAAAUGGUACGGUGGUUUUGUAACAAAAGAAAAUACUACCAAAAAAGUGUUUUGAUGUUUUGAUGAUGCCUUUGUUUUUUGUAAAAACUUCAUUAAAAUUUCUAUGUAUUUCA